CGUGCUCGCAGGCCAAUAGUUCACCGGUGUGUGGCUCAAAUCACGCUAGUGCGGCUUCGCACAGGCUACAUCGGGCGAGGUCUUGUUGUGUAAACCGAGCGGGACAGGAUCUCGUGGGCGAGUCGCCGCCCGCCACUUCCCCCGUAGAUGUCGGCUAAACCGCUAACAGUCAGCCGGAUAAAGUUUAGCGUGCGUGCGAAAGUCUGGAGUUGUUUUGAUUUGUUUUGUUUUUUUUUUUUUUUUUUUUUUAAUCUAAGGACUCCAGCGGGAAUGCCAUCUUCGCCUGCGACUGGGAAGUAAGCGAACGACUUUAUCUUCUCCUGGUAUUAAUGUGAGAGCAGACCAAGACAUGAUGAUCAUUCACAUCAAUAGCUGACAUUGUGGAAUGAGAGAUGAUGGAGCAACUAGACGAUCCUGCCCCCGAGAGUAACAACCCUAAUGGGUUUGUCAACCGAGUGUUUAAUGUUUCCCUGGAUCUGGAGAAUGAGACCAGCAGUGUUUAUAUUAAGGAGAGUGGGUCAGAGGCUGCUGAGAUGCAGGGCGAGGCCCAGGCAUCAUCUAUUCCGACCCCGAUCAAGGACAGACAGGAGGUCAACCGAAGACCCCGUGCAGCUGGCGGAAUCUGGAAGAUCUUGAACCGGAAAAGAGGUGUCCCGGAGCUGGAGCGAAGACCCCACUCCAUGAUUCUCCUAGGGGAAGGUUCCCUGCCGAAACUCUCAUUUGCUGAUAAAGUUCGUUCCUUUAAGAAACUUAAAUCCCCUUCUGUGUUCAGAGGGAAAGCUGGGAAAUUGUCUAGUGCCAAGCUCAGCAGCUCAUUGGUGGAUGAGGAUUCUUUUUGCCGAGACUUUGGCACUCCACAGCAAUCCAGCAGGGGCACACUUAGACACCGUGGCAAGAGGCACUCGUAUGCUGGCUACACAGCAGAAUUUGACUGUUCUUUUGAAGACAUCGACCUCCCAGCUACGAUGGAUGACCAUCAGCCGACGACUGUUCCAGAAACUACAGUUCCGAAUGGGUGUAAACCAUCGGAAAGAGUUUCAUACUCCAAAAGAAGCAACAUCAAUUCAGCAAACUGUAACAAAGCUGCAGGUUGUGAGGAGGCUUCUGUUAAGGCUGGCAAAAAUACAACCCAGGGUUCAGGAAGGCGACACAAAGAUGUGUGGAGUUACCUGAGGAGGAUCUCUCUUUUGGGAAAGGCCAAUCCUGUCUAUUCAGAGAGGAGCUUUGAUUCUGAGCUUCACUCUUUUGACAAGACAAUUGAUUCCGACUACGGUUCUGUAGAGCUUGAGAAUGUCAAAGACUUCCAAGCGCUGCCUCCAAAAAAUUCUGACAUGAAGGGACAUUUUGGUGGGUUUUUUAAAUUUUUUAAUAAUGUAGCAGAAACAGCCAGAAAAUGGCGGACAACAUCUCGCUCCUUUUCUCCUCCUGAGGAGGAGAAGACCCCAAUUAAUUCACCUCAGGCUCCUCAGCGCACAGUACACAAAGUUCACAGUUUGUCCCUCACACUCCACAAUGAAGGGCAUCUACAAUGUCAGAAUCCGCCAUCCUCACCAUUGACCACUGAAUCCUCAAAACCCAGCAUCUCUGACUAUGAGACCACCGCACCUGUGACAGGUGCGGGAUCUCCUUUUGUUGUCUUCAAAGCUUUUCGGCCGUGCUCAGUGUCUGGAAAUAUCAAUGGCUUUGGAAACUCAGACAAUUCAGGAAAACAUAUAAACAUAGCAAAAAACCACAGGCCCACUGUUGUAGAGAAUCAUAUUCAUCACUCGGUUACAAAUACUGAGACUUGUGCUGAGCAUGAAAUGAAUCCAUUAAACUGUCUGCACCUAGGAGAAAAGGUGAAGGAAGACACAGGAAAUGAAGAAGAUUCCAAGAAUGCUUCACCUGACUCGCAGCAGACACAGGACGUAAAUAUUAUAUUACAAAAAAAUGGUAAAGAGAGCACGACCAAUAGUAUUCCAUCAUGUGAUUCCACAGAGGAGAUAUUUAAGCUGUGUGAGCAGAUUGCAAGCCAGACAGGCUGCAGUGUAAGACUGCCAGGCCCGGCCCUCCCCCACUCUAACACAGAGAAGACCUCUGUACCUCAGAAGCUGCUGCGCCCUCGUCCUCGCCCGGCAUCAGCUGUAUUGGAUGUGUGGAGCCCAAACCCAGACCGAGAUCUCAACAACGAUUAUAGUGAGUUUGGCUCACUAUGCCGACGGAGGCACAGACCUAAUCCCACCAUGCAACACUCACUGGGGCUUAGACGGAUGCCUGCCCGUCCCAGGCCCUGCUCGGUCAUUGAAUCCAGUGUUAGCGAGAUGCAGUCCACGGAGUUGCACCACAGAGCCUUGUCUCGUCCUCCUGGUGGGUCUCCAUUAGAACCACCACUCAGGGCUUCUCUGCAGCGGUGCCACUCCCUACCUCUGCCCACCAGCACUUUAACUGCUUUGGCUCUUCUCCUGCCUCAUUCAGAUGCAGGUCAGUCAUCCUCUUCAUCAGUACGUCUGCGGUCUGAAGGCAGUAGUUGCACGAGGAAGAGGCUGCUACGACCUGGGUCAGAACCACUGCAAGUCAACAUUUUGAUAAGUGGCGGGUCAAUCGUCAACGCUGAGGCGGUAUGGGACCAUGUGACCAUGGCGGACCGGGAAUUGGCAUUUAAGGCCGGUGACGUCAUAAAGGUGCUGGAUGCCUCCAACAAGGACUGGUGGUGGGGCCAGAUUGAUGAGGAGGAGGGAUGGUUCCCUGCCAGCUUCGUGCGGGUGGAACCCCACCCUCCUCAGCCCCAAACAAAACAGGUUUUCUAUAUCAACCCCAUAGCAACUCCAAGGUUCCAAAACACUACGUCAAAGUUGUGGGUGAACCAAGAGGACGGCGGAGGAGAACCGGCCGAAGGGACCAGCGAAGUUCAAAACGGCCACCUUGACCCGGCAAACGACUGUUUGUGUCUGGGCUCGCCGCUCCAAAAUCGCGACCAGAUGAGAGCAAACGUCAUCAACGAGAUCAUGAGCACAGAGAGACACUACAUCAAGCACCUCAAGGACAUUUGUGAGGGUUACCUGCGCCAGUGCCGGAAGCGUGUGGACAUGUUCAAUGAUGACCAACUGAAGGUCAUCUUUGGAAACAUUGAGGACAUCUACCGCUUCCAAAUGGGAUUUGUUAGAGACUUGGAGAAACAGUACAACACUGAGGAGCCACACCUUUCUGAAAUUGGACCUUGCUUUUUAGAACAUCAAGAUGGUUUCUGGAUUUAUUCAGAAUACUGUAAUAACCACUUGGAUGCCUGCAUGGAGCUGAGCAAGUUGAUGAAGGAUGGCAGGUACCAGCACUUCUUUGAGGCCUGUCGACUCCUCCAGCAAAUGAUUGACAUUGCCAUAGAUGGCUUCUUGCUCACCCCUGUCCAGAAGAUCUGCAAAUACCCUCUCCAGUUGGCCGAGCUUCUCAAAUACACAGCACAAGAGCACAGUGACUAUCGAUACGUGGCAGCAGCCCUGGCAGUAAUGCGAAACGUCACUCAGCAGAUCAAUGAGAGGAAGAGGAGGCUGGAAAACAUUGACAAAAUUGCCCAGUGGCAAGCAUCCGUCUUGGACUGGGAGGGGGAUGAUAUCUUGGACAGAAGCUCGGAGCUCAUCUACACUGGAGAGCUGUCAUGGAUCUAUCAGCCAUAUGGGCGCAGCCAGCAGCGAGUUUUCUUCCUCUUUGAUCACCAGCUGGUUCUCUGUAAGAAGGAUCUGAUCCGACGGGACAUCCUCUACUAUAAGGGUCGCAUCGACAUGGAUCGCUACGAGCUGCGGGAUGCCAUUGACGGGAGGGAUGAUGACUUCAACGUAAGUGUAAAGAACGCCUUCAAAUUGUGCAACAAAGACAGCGACGAGAUCCACAUCUUCCUGGCCAAGAAGCCGGAGGAAAAGAUCCGCUGGCUCAGGGCUUUCCAUGAGGAGAGGAAGAUGGUGCAGGAGGAUGAGAAAAUCGGUUUUGAGAUCUCAGAAUACCAGAAGCGGCAGGCAGCCAUGACAGUGAGGAAGGUGACCAAACAGAAAGGUGUAAAUAGGUGCACGCCCCCCUCAUAUCCGCCCCCCCAGGAUCCCCUCAGUGCGGGGCAAUAUGAGGUCACGGAGGACAUGGCACAAGGAGAGGUUUUUGAAUUCAGUCAAUCCAAACGAGGCCAGGCUCCUUUCUGGCAGAAUUUUAGUAGAUUAGCCCCAUUUAAGAAAUAGACACUUUUGAAGGACCAGCUAUUUUUUCGUAGAAGCACUAAACACUGGAUGAUCGUGUCCCACAAUGAAGAAAAUACAAAAAACACACUGACUUGAGACUUUCAAAGCUAAGGACCAAUGUCAACAUUGGGUGUGGUCGAAAGCAGCAAGAGGACCGAAGGCUUUCACAGAAUUGAGGGGAGGAAUAAAAUAAAAUGAAAAAAAAAAAAGUCAUACUUGUUGAAAACAUUCUUAGGUAUCAUGCUCCUCCAGCUGAGUCAACCAUCCUUGGCGCUCUCCCUCGGAUUCUGCAACACUUACCCGCUUCAUCACACCACCUGAAUGUCCUGGAAUUCGUAGAGAUUGUUGUCUUACUCCUCUUUCAAUCCAUCGUCUGAAGAGACCCACCAGGGAGCGCCAGGUCCAUUGUAUGAUUGUGUCCAAGCUCUUGCUGUGCUGCUACACUCCGUGAGAUUACAUGUUGCAUUCUUGUGAAUGUGUUGCCAAAUAACGACAGUCCUAUGCUACUCGCCAAGGUGUCUGAAGUACCUGCAAAAGCUCCACUCUGUUGGGCGUCACCUCUCCCACCGCUAAUGACAGACCAUCCACGCUCCACUCACGUCUUCAUUGGGAUCUCCUCUCUACUCGGUCGGAAGCAGUCCGCUCGUCGCAAUGUCGCCGCCUCUCGGUCAUCCUGCGUUCCUCAUCUCAUUACUCACCCGUUCAGCCCAUAUGAGUCACAGGAAGUGUUUCAUUCCUUCAGAAACCCGCCACAGGCCAUGAUGUGACAGCUCCGGGAACAAAUCAAUAGUGGGAAUGUCAAAAGUAUAGUGUAUUAACAUUCUUUCACCAAGCAGUUUUGACAGGGUAUUCAUAUCCCAUCACGCAAAAGGUCGAGGGCUUUAUGUUGAGGAGAGCUUGCCGCUCAGAUCAACCUGCUGGAGGCAGGAGAUAGGCCGACUACGCUCCAGCUGGCUAGUGCCAUAACCCCUCCCUCUCUCCCCAGAGACCACCCCUGUAGCACUGUGCUGGCAGCUCACGGACCGGCUAGAAAGAGCAUUGAGGUUGAUGUCUAAAAUGUUUUAUUUUUUGUCAGCUCAUAAUUUUUUUUUUUUACUUAUUUUGUAUUGGUCACAAAGGCAAAGGACACAGCGUGGCUGAAUACUUUUUGUUGAAGAUUCAUGUGCUACGGAUGGCUGUAGUAAAAUAAGGUAGACCCCUUACCACCACAAGGAGAUCAGAACAGGGAGAUAUUUUGCAAAAGUGAAAGAGUACCGAAAUUCCCGGCCUAUAGAGCGCACCUGGUUAUAAGCCUCGGUACACAGAAAGAGUUUAAUGCUAUCAUGUUAGCGUUAAACUUUUUCUGUGUACUUAUUACCAGGUGCGCUAACGCUAGCGCCGCGCUAACACUAGCGCCGCGCUAACGCUAGCGCUGCAUAGCUGCAUAAACUGCAGGGUUGAAAGCAUGUGGAAAAAAGUAGCAGCUUGUAGGUCGGAAAUUACAGUAUAUUAGUGUGAUGAUUGUAGAGGCACAAGGAUGGCUAGAAUGUUUAGCUUACUGGCAUUUUCUGAUUGUGAUUUAUGCAUCUUCACAGAUUGCAUCUUAAAGUCUUGGCAUCCCCCUUUCUCCCAUCAUGUUGUUUUUUUGAUCUGAUCCAUGUUCUGGCACAGAAUUCCACACUAUUAGCAGAAUUUCUGAAGACUUGUUUCACCUACAAAGAACGAGAGACAUGUAAGAGUGAAAACAACGCUCUUCCUGAGUAGGCUUGAGUUCGUUGUUCCAGCUGGAAUGCUCACAAAACAUCUGUCCGAGGUUUGUGAGGAUAGUUUGACAUGGAUUCUAUGGACAGUAUGUCUGCUUAUGUGGGCAAAAGAUUACAGAAUUAAUGUAUCAAGUAUGUUGUACGGUCUGUGUUUUGUUUCAGUAAAGAAAGUUGAGAGAUGGAUGAGUGGUGUCUCUCCCAAUCCGAUUGUUCUGGAAGAUAAUUCCCUUCGCCAACAACAUACGGUUCCUAGACCAUGAUAACCUCAGGUCCAGUGCUGCGCCCACCCCACCUCCUCAACCCCCCCGCAGAUGCACAUGCACACACAAACACACAAUCAUGCGCACUUACUGGCCCGUUGUGCUGCGGAGAAGAGAGAUGCUAUCGAACAGUGCCUUCCAGCAUUCCACUAGUGAUUAUCUAUUCAGUUCCACAGGCAGAUUAAAAUUUGUCACGUAUUUUCCCUUCAGUGUUGGACUUGCAACGGUUUCUUCCUUUCUGUCUCGCACGAGAUCCGCUCGGACAGAUAUCUCUUCCACAUGAGUCGUUUCCGUGCGCACGGCACACUCCAAACGCUUACUUUCUUAUUAACUGUAUUACACUUGCAUAGCAGCAAUGAUCUUGCACACUUAUAAGUUAUUUUUAUUUCAGAUAGAGUAUAUAGAAACGACAUGGAAUUCCUUUAUUGUUGAAAGACGAUUUCCUCUGAAUAUAUAUUACAAAUCAUUAGUUUUGCUUAGUCGAGUUGUAGUGUUGAAAGAAUAUUAUCAGCAGUGGGUUAUGAAUUGAAUAAGAAAAAGUCAUCUAUUUUAACUUUAUCAGCUUACGCACUGUAAAUAGUGUAAAAAGAACAGAUCAUAUAUUUGGAUAUUGGUAUUUUGCGUUGGAGACGAAUGUUGUUCCAGUUCUAGCGUAUGGUAGAUCUCAGUACCAGUUAAAUGCAUGCUUGUGGCAUCCAAUACUUUGCAUGAGACUUAAAACAACUCUUUAUGGUUUGUUUAGUUUCAUUUCACUCCCAGUGGGAAUUUUUUUUUUUUCCCCACCAACAAACAUUCAAUUGUGAGCCCACUGCCAUCUCACCGAAGGGAGUUCUGGUUUCUGUCUGGCCGUCUCCUUGCUUACGUCACGUUUACGCUUGUAGCUUUUGUUCUUAUUCUAUGUUGGGAAGAGGAGAGGGACCGAUCCUCACACAGAGUCGCCGCGAGCUCCCGAUAGGUCAAAUGAGAUAUUUGGCAAACUGACAGUCUGCGUGCCAAAUAUUAGACGUUCUCUUUUGUAUUCCGGUCGACACUGGCACAGUUCUAAUCGCUGGUUAUUUAUGGGUACCAGUAACUGCUGAGCUUCAGAUGAUGACGCAAAACGGGUAUAAUUUUUCUAUGACAACCAAAUAGGAGUUAGCACUGAUCAUAGGUGUCGUGUAUAGAUUUUUAGUCGGGCACAAGAGCUGAAUGCAUAUGAACUCUGUAGGGACGUGCUAAAAAUAAUCCUAAUCCUGACCACGCACGCAGAGUACUUCAUUACGAUUCAUAUCUUGCUCUUGUUCAAAAUAAUGCUCUGAUGUAUAAGAACUUGACAGUGAGGAUGAUUUUCUCACUUGUAUUUAUUUAAUUCGUAGCCGACGUUGUAACUUCAAGGCCAAAUUGCUCUAACAAUGUAAAUCUUUUGUUGAUUUUAUAAAGUUAACGUUUCGGAUCUUUUAUUCAAGGCCCAGAUUUUGGCCUUCAGUGUGGAUGAAGGUCAUUUUAAUCAUAUUUGUUUCCCAAUUCUGCCCUAAGACGGCCGAGUUAGCGAACGGAGUGCAGAGGAUGCUGCUCGCAGUGAUCCUUUUUAUUCCUAUGCGUAUACAAAACACUUGCAUCACCACGAGAGAUCUUGUGGUCGCAUCCGAGCAGUCAGAGCACCGCAGAGUACAACGAGCCGUACUCGAUGUGGUUUUGACCGACUGCAAUAUGAUCUGAAGAGCGAUGUCCCACUUUUACAAACAACACGAUUCAUUGUAAAUUACCAUGUAGUCCAAGGUUUAGGUUUUGCCGACCGUAAAAAAUGAACUCACUCCCCCAUAAUCAUUUGUCUCCAUAUGCAAACAUUUCUCAUUUUUGUUAUUGCUGGUAUUUUGAGUUUGAUGAUUUGAUGUAGAAAUGAAAAAUAAUGCUUAUUCAAUCCAGAAACUGUGAAUGGGAGAGUGGGGAAGUCAACUGUAUGUACAUUAUAUGUUUUGGUGUAUUCCGAAGCACUGGGAAUAUGUUGUACUUCGCUGUAAAAAAAAAAAAAAAAAAAGAAUCCAUAUCUGAUAUAGCUGUACUUUUGUUGAAAAUAAAACCUCUACAGAUUUGGUGUCGGGCGUUUGUGUGUGAAUGAGUUUUGUGGCACUUCAAAUAUUUGGCACAUGGAUUCAUUAUUGAAUUAAUAAUGAAUUCAAAUGUACUGGGGAGG
Molecule: messenger RNA, 8371 nt
Organism: Syngnathoides biaculeatus (alligator pipefish)
Lineage: Eukaryota; Metazoa; Chordata; Actinopteri; Syngnathiformes; Syngnathidae
Product: rho guanine nucleotide exchange factor 9
Exons: 15
Coding region: 393-4196 (1267 amino acids)
Molecular function (GO): protein binding; guanyl-nucleotide exchange factor activity
Source: RefSeq, a predicted model, not a curated record